Messenger RNA from Xiphophorus maculatus (southern platyfish), 6302 nucleotides. Its product is annotated as inactive ubiquitin carboxyl-terminal hydrolase 54-like. Gene Ontology annotation, biological process: protein deubiquitination. Gene Ontology annotation, molecular function: cysteine-type deubiquitinase activity. The coding region runs from base 778 to 4269 and encodes 1163 amino acids. The record is from RefSeq and is a predicted model, not a curated record. Lineage: Eukaryota; Metazoa; Chordata; Actinopteri; Cyprinodontiformes; Poeciliidae. The transcript has 20 exons.
CGUCAGGCUGAAAAUCAGUUACAGGUGUUAAUAGUUCAGGCUGUAACUCACAUGGCCGCGCGUCCCUGAGUGUUUUGAGGUUUGGACCGUGUUUGUUGGACUGUUCGCGGACUUGUUGAUGGAUGUCCGGGAGACCCCAGCCAGCAGCCUCUUGUUGAGGCGGAUUCGCGCUUCGCUGUCAUCACCUUAUUUCCCUCCUUCUCUUCCUCCUCCUCCUCUUCCUCUCAUAAUGAUUUAAAGUUGCGGGCUUUGAUCCGCCUGAUUGAUGACUUUGGUCCAGCCAAUAGCGCCGUCACAUUAUCGGGACGGUGACAGCCUUGUGCCGCGUGCGCGCACACACAUAAAGUGAAAGAGGAGAAGAAACCACAGGGAUCCCCACAUGGGAGCAGCACUGCUGUCAGAGCCGCUUUUAUCUGAGAGAAUCUGCCAAAUCAUUCUUUGGAAACGCUCUCAUGGCUUCAAACGCAGACUUAUAAACCCACGGAGCUAAAAACAGAAAACCAACGCAAUCACUGGCAAAUAUAAGUGGACCACUUUAAAAAAGAAAAACACGGCAGGACAGUGGGAGGGUUGUAUGGGGGCCAGAUCCCUAUCCAAGACAUCUUGCAUCUCUUCAGUCCACAGACUUCCUUCCACCCCUCCUUCUGUUUCCUCCCACUCUGCCUUUCUCCCAUUCUCCAUCUUUCUCUCUCAUGGGAGUGACAUAGAGGCUGUCGCCUGGUCUUCUGCCCCACCCCUUUUCUGCAUCCCUGUGGGAACGGGGACAUCCAGGUAGUGAUGUCGUGGAAGAGGAACUACUUUGCCUCUGGCGGCGGAGCGGCUGGCGGGAUGCAGGGGCUGGUGACCCCGAGAACCAUGACCUCCAUCGCGCCGAGCAAAGGCCUGAGCAACGAGCCGGGACAGAACAGCUGCUUCCUCAACAGUGCUCUGCAGGUCUUGUGGCAUCUUGACAUCUUUAGGAGAAGCUUUCGGCAGCUGACCACUCACAAGUGCAUGGAGGACUCAUGUAUCUUCUGCGCUCUAAAGAGUAUCUUUGCUCAGUUCCAGUUCAGCAGCGAGCGCGUUCUGCCGUCAGACGCACUGCGGAGCGCGCUGGCCAAGACUUUCCAAGACGAGCAGAGGUUUCAGCUGGGCAUUAUGGACGAUGCUGCCGAGUGCUUUGAGAAUCUGCUGAUGCGUAUCCACUUCCACAUCAGCGCGGAGAGCAGAGAGGACAUCUGCACAGCCAAACACUGCAUACCACACCAGAAGUUUGCUAUGACUUUGUUUGAACAAUGUGUGUGCAGCAGCUGUGGAGCCUCUUCGGACCCCCUGCCCUUCAUUCAGAUGGUUCAUUACAUCUCCACCACGUCCCUCUGUAACCAGGCGGUGAGGAUGCUGGAGUGCAGAGAGAAACCAACACCGGACAUGUUUGGAGAGCUGCUCCGCAACGCUAGCAACAUGGGAGACCUCCGCAACUGCCCUAGUAACUGUGGGGAGGUGCUGCGUAUCCGCCGGGUUCUGAUGAACUCACCAGAGAUCGUGUCCAUCGGGCUGGUGUGGGACUCGGACCACUCUGACCUAGCAGAGGACGUCAUCCACAGCCUGGGAACCUGCCUGCGUCUGGGAGAUUUGUUCUACCGUGUGACAGAGGAAAGGGCUCGCCAGGCGGAGCUCUACUUGGUGGGCAUGGUGUGCUACUACGGCAAGCACUACUCCACCUUCUUCUUCCAGACCAAGAUACGCAAGUGGAUGUACUUUGACGACGCCCACGUCAAAGAGAUUGGCCCAAAGUGGAAGGACGUAGUGUCUCGCUGUAUUAAAGGCCACUACCAGCCCCUGCUGCUGCUCUAUGCUGACCCCCGUGGGACGCCGGUGAUACUGCAGGAGAGCCCCAACCCUUGUACUGGCUCCAACCCGCAGCUGGAGCUCCAGCACUGCAGCAGCAAGGCUGGUUACGACAGUGAGGACUCAGGUCGGGAGCCAUCGAUAUCCAGCGACACGCGCACCGACUCGUCAACGGACAGCUCGAGCCACCGCACGUCCCGCAACCGACCCCUGCACCAGUCCACGGGCAGCCGGCUCUCCAGCGAAUCCCAGACCACAGUGGUCUGUAACUACGACUCGCCGCCGCUCGGUGCUGACGCUGGAGAGUCAGCAGUGGAGGCUCCAACCUGCAACCCCUCUCCUCCCCUGCAGGAGACGGCAGUCUUCCUCCUGUCUUCACGCAGGCCCCUCACCUCCUCCUCCUCAUCCUCUCGCCCCCUUUCCUCCUCGUCUUCUUCGGGAGUCGGGGGCUGUGAGGGCGGGGCUGGGGGGCCCCACUGGGAGGAUGAAAGCACGAGCAGUGAGAGCAAAUCCAGUUCCUCUGGAAGCCGCUACCGGCCAACCUGGAGGCCCAGGAGAGAGGCCCUGAACAUCGACAGCAUUUUCACCCGACAAAGAGACUCCCAGCUGGGCUACGGUGCUGCACCUGGCCCGUCUCUCUCCGCUGAGCCCCAGCAGCCUCUCCCCUUUGUGGGAGCUGCCACACAACCUGGACUGGAGGACGGGGAACGGAGGGAGACCGGGGAGGUCGGGUUUGGGCUGGUUGGGCAGCCCAGGUCUUUAAGCGGUGGGCGGACUAUGGGUCCUCCUGCUCCUCCACCUCUGAGAGGGGUGGAGCACCAGCCACGUCUGAUCCAGAGAAUGGAGAGUGGCUACGAAAGCAGCGAGAGGAACAGCAGCAGUCCUGACAGGGAGGUGGGGCAACAAAAACGGGUGCUGAUGUCUGGACCUUCAUGGCGAUCAGUGCCCAAGUCAAAAAGCAGUGGUGCUAUUAUGCAGGAGCUGCCACAUCCCUGCUGGGUCAGCAGUUCUGACACAGGCUCUGGACGCAGUGAGCUGGAUGAGCUGCAGGAGGAGGUGGCGAGGAGAGCCCGCCAGCAGGAGCAGCAGAAGCGGAAGGAGGCGGAGCGGGAAGCGGCCAAGGGGUUCAACCCCAGACCUAGCAAGUUCAUGGACCUGGACCAGCUCCAACACCAGGCUGUGCUCAGACCCCUGCAUGAGGCUAACGCUCAUAGUGGAUUGGCUGUAGCUGCGUGCAUGAGGAGCACUGGGGGCCCAAUCAAACGCAGGCAGGAACACGAAAUGGAACGGGACACGGGAAACGCCCAUCCACAGGGGCCUAGCAGUGAACAGUCUGGCUCGAUCCAAGUACUGCUGACACCCAAUCAGGAGGAGGAAGAGGAUGAGUCGACGAGCAGCAGGGCCGGUCCUCAGGGUCAGAACCCGCCCCCGCCUCCUCCGCCUUACCGCCCCGCUCCCCCUCGACCCACGCUCACCCUCAGCAUCAGUCACCCCUGCAGCCCGUCCGUUCAGGGUGAGGAGGAGGAGGGCAGGUGCGCUGGUGAGGAAGGUGAGGAUGGGAGUGAGGGGACGGGGGUGAGGCUGUGCGAGUUACUGCAGGCCGGGGGAGUGAGUGUCCGACCCCUGGGGAAGCACUUAGCCAUCUCUCUACCCUCACUUCCUCUUCGUCUCUGGGAUACACACACCGCACACGCCUCACACUCCACACACAACCCCCCGUCGCCCCCUCCGGAAACUUGUGGGCAGAGGAAACCCCUCACCCCGCUCUGGCAGCCGCCCAGCCCACAUUGCCCCGACGGAGGGUGGCAGCAGCACGCGGUCCUCGCCGAUGGAAGCACUCGUCACUGGUCCUCCUGGAGCCUGGACCGCCCAGACGCCGUGGUUACACCAUAUGACACGCCCCCGGACCGGUGCUUUCCCAUCAGGCCGCAGAACCCCGGUCCGAGCUGCAGCUACAGUUGUCAGUCUUCUCCAGGGCACUACAGCUCCCAGCAUGCCCCGGGGCAGCACAGCGAUCUCUGCUGUGACCGUGAAGAGGCUGAGCUGUCCGAGCUGGACUCCCUUUACCAGGCCAGUCUGCAGGCUGGACGAUCAGGCUGCAGCCCAUCUGAGAGGCUGAUAUCCAGGAUGGGAGGGCAGACGCGCUCCAAGACCCCCAACGCAGACAUGGAGAGGAGUGUGUACGGGGCGGACAGCACCAGCACCCCCACCUACCUCAACAAGCCAGUGAUGUUGCGGGAUUCACAUUUGGGGGCGGAGCCUGACGAUGGGGAGAACCAGAGGCGAAUCGGACGCAGCCUGAGCGGCACGGUACUGACCUCCCGCCGCAGCCGCCUCACUACAACCCGCAGCUUUGAGCUGUCGGGCAGCACUGGGAGUUUCUGGCUGUGUCUGACGGGGGUCAAGCUGUCCUCGGACCAGAGUCCCGCCCUGCUCCACUGAUAUCCGCCCCCGCCUUCCUCUGAAACCUCCCCACGGCGCAGCGGUGUCGAGGUCCCAGGCGGCGUCGCCUCGACUGACCUAUGAUCGGCUCAGGACCAUCGUCUCAACGGCCGUCCUGCUCCAGCACCUUCUCCUUCGAAACAAACACAUGCACGCACACAUCUGCACUGACGUCGAGCCUCCCUCCGCGCCUGAAGCUCCCCACUUUACUUGCCUUCCCUCCCUACUUACUCUGUCUAUGCAGUCACUCUGACCCCUUAAACUACAACCUCCCUUUCUUUCCCAGGACUAUUUCUCGUCUCCCUGCGGGUUUUUUUAGGAGGAUUCUCGCUGUCCGACUCGGACAAACUGGUCCUCCGCCCCAACAGGACCUUUCAGCUCAAUGGGAGACUCUAACAAAGUAGCCACGCCUCUUCCUCUUUCUUCAUGGGCAUUUUCCCGUCGGACGCACAUGUAGCUGAACUGACAGCCAUAUUUUUGCUCUCGUUUUCUUGCUGGGUUUCCUUGAGGUUUUUGUUUUCCCUCCAGAGACUGAACUCUGAUAACUAAACGUGUACAGAAAAACACAUGUAUGAAACCUGUAUGUUAAUUAAUAAGACCUUAUGGAAUGUUGAUAAUUAACAAAUAUUGAUAAACUAAAAGUGGUACUUCCUCAUGUCUGCAUUUCAAAUAGCAGUGGAGUGCACUUCACAAGUGUCUAGCUGGAGUUUCCGCCCCUAAAAUACUCCCAAAACUCCUCCCCGUUUCCCUCACCCAAAAAGAAACUGCUUGCUGACUUAAUGACGGCUCUCCCGCUUAUACUGGGAGAUUUAACGAGAAAAGCAUUUCCUGUACUUUGGUCUUUGCUUUCUUUUGCUUUUCUUUGUUCUGAAAGGGAAGCAGUAGCACCACAACCGAGGAUAGUCGAGAAAAGAAGACAAGAGAGAGAAAGAGAGGAAUAUAGGUUAGGAAACCUGCCUCUUACAGGCUUUUUAUCAAUGAACGCGGAUGAUUCAAGUGCACUUUGCAGGGAAGAAGUGCACAUUUAAUCGAAGGCUGAUGGGGAGAGAGAGAGAAGUCCUUUUGGUUUUGUUCUACUUCAAGGCCUCAGGUGAACUUCAGUGGCACUUAUAAAUUCCCACUUUUAUGAUUUCUGACGCUGGUUUCGAGACCCAGAUGGGAGCAAAAACGGCACAUCUUCAGCCUGAUACAGUUAACGUGUCUGAUAGAGUAUGCUUUAUAUGAUAAAUAUGUAUUAGAGGUAUAUUUUCAGCCAGUGAGCUAUCUUCUUCAGAGAUGUCAACCAUUACUCUGUGGUGUGAACAUUGAAAUCCUUUCCCUCACAAAUGAGUAGCAUUCUGACAUGUGUAGUCAGUUUAUUAUAUACUUUAUCAUAUAUAUAUAUAUAUAUAUAUAUAUAUAUAUAUAUAUAUAUAUAUAUAUAUAUAUAUAUAUAUAUAUAUAUAUAUAUAUACACAACUGGCCAAUGUAAAGUUUUGCAAGAAUUUCCUGACAUUGAUUGAUCGUUGUAACAAAAACCAAAGGUUGGCACUUAGCUUGUUGUGUUUCAUUGUUCAUUUAGGUUGUUGUUGAUUGUUAUUUUUGUUUGGGUUGUGGAUGUGGGAGAAUGUAGCCAAUUGUAGCGCAUGAGUCCGCUAUGCAAAUCAACCUUCCCUCACAGUCCUGUCAAGAGACAGUCAGGAAGUAGACCCACCCGCCCACAAGGGGGCGCCCACACGGACAAAGACGACGAUUAGGAGAACUCGUGUUUUAAUGCUGCUGGUGAUCUUUGUUGUUCCGCGUCGACAUGCUAACGUGUUAGCUGAUGGGAUGCAACGAGUGGACAGAGGAGAUGAAAGCGAAUGAAUGUAAACUGACAUGUGUGUUUCUGAGUGACGGCUGGAGGCAGAAGAAGAGUGGACAGCCGCUGGAGGUGGGUUUUUACGUGGGUAUAUGUAGACUGAGCGUGUGUCAGUGUUGAUCGGGGAAAGAGGGAUCCUGUAUUUUUGCAAUAAAGUUAUUACCAAUGCCCUCCCGUAGGGGGCGUAACCACC